This is a messenger RNA of Medicago truncatula (barrel medic), 1667 nucleotides long. RefSeq names its product transmembrane protein 64. The record is from RefSeq and is a predicted model, not a curated record. The transcript has 4 exons. NCBI's taxonomy places the organism in Eukaryota, Viridiplantae, Streptophyta, Magnoliopsida, Fabales, Fabaceae. Bases 324 to 1265 code for a protein of 313 amino acids.
UCAAAGCAAUCCAUGCCGUUGCUUUGCCACACCCAUCACAAAACGACGUCGCUUUAAACAAACAGAGUACUGAAAAAAAGAAGAAAAUCGAAACCGAAAAUAAGCGCUUCUUGCAAAUUGCACCUUCUCCCAAUUCUCGAGUCACACCAAACGCGUUUCUCUCAUCAUCAUCACCAUUAUUCAUUAAUCUCUUCUUACUUUACUUGUGGUGGUGAUGGUGUUAUUGAAACCGAUUCAUCUAAACCAAACAUGAUCAACCAUUCAUAAUCAAAAAAACUUUUUCUGUUUUCACUUUUAGGGUUUUGAAAUUUUGUGCAUUUUCGAUGAAGGAUAACACCGAUGACUGUGGCGGUGGCGGUGGUGGUGGUGGAUGGAAAAAGGAGGUUGUUUCGGACGUAACUAUCACAAUAGAAGCUGAUGAUGAUAACAAAGGGGAUUAUAUCAAAUUGAUACCUGGCUCCGAUGAGUGUUUACCGUUAACUGCGGUGGAGAUGGUGGAGGAGUGUUCUCUUCCGUCGAGACGAUCCGUCGUGUGGUAUUGGGUCAAAAUGGUUUUGUUGUUUCUGAGUUUAGGGUUUUUGGCUGUUGCUGUUCUCAAAUGGGUUGGACCCUAUCUCAUUGACAAGGAGGUGAUUCCAAUAAUAAAUUGGGAGACAGAGACUUUCAGUCCUCCAGUGCUUACUAUUUUGUUGUUUGCUUCGGUAGCAAUUUUCCCAACUAUACUUUUGCCAUCUACACCCUCUAUGUGGGUGGCUGGAGUGACACUUGGUUAUGGAUUUGGGUUCUUGCUAAUAAUAACUGCAGCAGCUAUUGGUGUGUCACUCCCUUUUAUCAUUGGCUCAAUCUUCCAUCAUAAAAUUGAAGGAUGGUUAGAGAAGUAUCCAAAGAAGGCUUCUAUUCUAAAAUCUGCUGGUGCAGGAAACUGGUUUCAUCAGUUUAGAGCUGUUGCCUUAAUCAGGAUUUCUCCGUUCCCUUAUAUGGUCUUCAAUUACUGUGCUGUGGCAACAAAUGUUAAGUACGGGCCUUACAUAAUUGGAUCCUUGGUUGGAAUGGUGCCAGAAAUAUUUGUUGCAAUCUAUACGGGAAUUUUGAUAAAGACAUUGGCCGAUGCUUCAAAUGAAAGACAGUCUCUAUCCGCCCAGCAGAUCAUUCUCAAUGCUUUAGGCUUCUGUUUAACUGUGGUUACAACUGUCAUUAUCACCGUUUAUGCCAAGAGACGGCUGAAGGAGUUGCAGGAGGAGGACAAGAUGUUGCUGCUGCAAUAGUCCAGUAGUUUUAGUCUGGGCUUUGAUUGUUUCCAGUAUGAAGCAGCUAUAACAUACUACUGUAUAUCAUACUGGCAAGUAGCAAAUGGUGCUCAUUGCACUGCUAGGAGAGGUUUUACUACUUAUCUAGUAACUUCAUCCAUAGAAAGGGUUGACCGGCAAAUGUAUUAUAACAUUGGUGGGAAGGGUUGACAAAGGAUAUCAAAGGAACAAUCUAACUUGACAACAAAAAUCGUUUACAAUAUGGUUUUACUUUUUAGUGCUUCUAUAUCACUGUACAUGAAUUUAUUUAUAGGAUUUGAUUUGAAGUCGGCAGGAUUCGUUUGUGUAAAUCAGAUGCUUCACUAUUUGUUGAAUUGCCAACUUGUGUUACUGGAAUAAUGUUGUUAAAGUCUUUGUCGA